Messenger RNA from Neocloeon triangulifer, 2667 nucleotides. RefSeq lists its product as uncharacterized. Bases 381 to 1082 code for a protein of 233 amino acids. NCBI's taxonomy places the organism in Eukaryota, Metazoa, Arthropoda, Insecta, Ephemeroptera, Baetidae. The record is from RefSeq and is a predicted model, not a curated record. The transcript has 7 exons.
GAAGAAUUCUUAGCCAAAAACGCGUGUCACGGCAGGCAUAAUUUUGCGUUCAUGAUUUAAAAAUAAACUUUCUAAAUGGUCAUUCUGUUUCUUUACAUUUUUUGGCAACUAAAGAUAAACAUAGCAUAACACGAUAUAAGGAAAUGCAGAAAAUUAUUGUUCUUAAAUUCGUAUCUCCCCUCUUUUACUCUUCCGACGACGAAGUAAACAAAAGCAGAAAAUCAUAGAAGAACAAGAAUCCGGCUUUCGUUUCUGUCCCGGCUGUCCUCCCCAGGACACAGGCACGCAGGUUUGACAGGGACGAGACGAUUAGAAACAACACUCGAGGCGUCCCGGGCGUCCGCUGCAGUAUUUAUUUGUGCUCUAAAGAAUAGAUCAAGAUGGACAGCCACAACAACUUUGCAAACAUGGUUCUUAAGCAAGACGCAACUCGAGGACUUAUUGCUGCAGCACAAGUUUUGCACUCAAAGGUUUUCAACCUUGUUCCUCUGCAGGAGCUGUGCAUGAGAACCAUUGCUGUGAAUCUGCCGAAAUUCGCGGCAGUCCCUCAGUUGAUUGACUGCCUGCCUCCAAGAUUGAAGUCGGAUAUUUUACACAAUUUGCAAGUUAUGGCGAGCUAUAAACAAUCUAAUGAUUCUCUUUUUUAUGUGGAAAGAGCAGUGCAGGUUCCAGCUAGGGGAAAUUCCUCUUCUUCUUUAAAGUUAAAGAAAAGAGAAUCAGGUUGCAGUGCCCCAAAUGCUGUGAUUCCUUCAAGUAUCCUCCUGCGGCUGAUCAACUCCACCCUGACCAAGUUUGACUUUACCCUCUGUGGUAUAAGUCAACAGCUUUUCAAAUCCAAUGGAUUGGAUAAGCAAAUAUUGCAAUUGUUUGCUGAAAACCCUGAGGGCAUCACGAGCAUUGUUGACCAGCGCAUUUUGAGAUACGCAGGCCGCGAUAUUCCACUCCCUGCUGGCAGCUGCAUCAUUGAAUACCUGGAGAAACUUACCAACCUGAAGCACCUUGACCUGCCCACCAAGUUCAAUGAUGUUCUCUCCAACUUGCAGAUGACCUGGAGAGGCUUAGUAAAGGUUGCCGCCAGUUGAAAAGUGUGAAUCUGGGUUAUUCUACAGCCCUGACCAUCAAAGGACUGCAAAUUUUGAGUAUACUCUCCCGCAUUUGGAGAAAAUUACCGUGAGUCCUUUUUCAAGGGGAUCAACUAAACACUCGAACUUUGAUUACCAAGAUGCUAUCAAUUUGAUCCCUCAUACCUCAAGGAAAUUGAUUUGGAAACCCCCUUUCACUUUGACUACCUGGACAUUCGAGGACGAACCUACGGCUUUGAGAGAUUCCACACAUUACUUGAUGGCUGUACUGAUCAACUUCCAACUUGUCUGCCUAAUUUAAAGGAAGUUAAAAUCAGUGAUGCAGAACUGCAGUUUCAUGGUUCAAGUUAUACCUUUGAUGAUGUUGUUCCCUCACCCAUCAUCCUCAUCCAACUGCCACUCUUAACUGCUCUCACCGUGAAUGACAACGUGAAUUCUGGCGAAGUUGCCCGGAGCUAUUUAGACCGAGCUGACUUUGUCCUGUCUGGCCUUAAUGUGAGACUCACUCGCCUUACCCUCCAGUGUAGUGUAGGUGACAUGGACUUGUUUGGAAUUGUCCUCCUCUGCCCCAACCUAGUGUUCUUGGAGGUUGAUGGCGUCUUCAAUCAAAAUUUCCAGACUGACUCCAACAACAUCAACCCACAACUUCUGAAGCUUGAGGAGCUGCGGCUCGAAUGCACUAGUAUAGCUCAAGCCAGCAAUCAAGCCAAUUUUUUCAAGCUUCUCUUAGCACCCAGGUUGCACACCGUACGCCUCAUAGAUGUCUUCAUCUCUCCAGAAGACAGUGUGGAACCAUUUUUGCAGAACCUUGUUCACUUUGAUUCCAGUUGUAAAUUUGCUCUGCCGGCUCGGCUGCCAUUGCCUGAGGUGUACGUUCGACAUGUCACAUUCUUGAAGAACAUUGUUUUGAACUGUCCUAAGUUGGAAACCUCAAAGUUUUAUGUGCGCAUCAUGAAGUCUUCAUUCUGGCCAACUUUGAGGAUAACUCCUUGCUGUCAUCCACUCUGGACAUUGAACUAAUGGAUGUCUCGCCCAAAUUCCGCUGUAAUUUUUCUGUUAAAUGUUCCCUUUAAUCAUUUCCUUAUCCUGCAGUGCACUUUUUAGCAGACACAUAAUAUUUGCAUUUUUGAGCAGAACACAGUUGCUCUGGGGUUCAACAGUGUCUCUGAAUAGCAAAAAAUUGCAUUGCAGCUCUCGUAUUAAAAAUGUUUUAAAUAUGUUUUGCGGUCUUGCCAUCCCAUUAAUAUCUAAUUAAUUUGAUUUUAUCUCAAGAGAACUGAUAUAUUGUUUGCGCAUUUAAUUGCCAUCUUGGUGAACUCCAGCAAAAUGUGUGUUAAAAAUUUGAUAUAAAAGACUGCGAUCAGAUGUUGUGAUGGUUCUAUAAUUUAAAAAUAAGUUUUGUGAUUGGCUAGAUGAGUCUCAGCAAGAGAAAUAUUUGGAUGUCAAAGAAUCCAACAAUUUUAUUUUUAAUAAAGGCUUCAAGUGGUCCCUCCACCUCCAACUUUAAAAACCAUGUGGAUUUUGUUCUAAAGUAUAAGUGAUGUAAUUCUUUUUGUGUCAAGAAUUAUUGAAUAAAUAAAACAAU